This is a messenger RNA of Solenopsis invicta (red fire ant), 13975 nucleotides long. RefSeq names its product serine-rich adhesin for platelets. Lineage: Eukaryota; Metazoa; Arthropoda; Insecta; Hymenoptera; Formicidae. Gene Ontology annotation, molecular function: SH3 domain binding; RNA binding. The record is from RefSeq and is a predicted model, not a curated record. Gene Ontology annotation, cellular component: cytosol; membrane.
GGACGUCCGCGGCGCCGAGGAAGGCGGGAUUCGCCGCGACGUCGCCACGCGACGGAAAUAACAUCGUCACAGGGAGCUCCGCGGUACAACAGAGAGAGGAAGAGAGAGAGAGAGAGAGAGAGAGAGAGAAAAAGAAAGAAAGAAGGGGGGAAGGCAGCAGAAAGCGCGAGAAGGAUCGGGAACCGCGAGACGACGACACAACGCGCGAGGAGAGGAGCGCGAAACAUCUGAUCGCUUGACGCGAGAACGCGUGAGUACUAGCGCAGCCGACAGCCUCGCCGGUGAGAACGUCAGUCGGGCGGUCCCUGUAACGUGAGAGGUUAGGUGGUGUGUGAUGUCGAUCGAGGUGCGUCACUUCGACGACGUCGGGAGCGAGCGCUAGAGACGGAGAAACGGAGGAAGAGCAGCACGAUGGUUGCUGACGUCCCGAAUACGAGAGUAUCCGAGGGAAGACCCGUCGUUCGCGACGGUUCGAUGCAAUAAGCGUGCGUGUGUGCGCGCUAUCGCGGCAUGCUGAGUUACCAAAGACUUGUGCGGUGGUAGCCUGUGCUCGCGUCAACUCGUUGAGACGAUACCGAGGUGUCAGGAAAUAAACAGUGUGGAAUGAGUUACAACAAUUUCGGCGGUCGAGGAAGGGGCUACGCAGGAGGCCCGCAGGGUACCCGAGCCGCGCGUCGCUUCGGCCGACCCAGAUUCCCGCGUCCGCCCUUCCAUCAUGUGGCCCCGCCGAGGCAGCCGGGGCAACCCACGUCGUUCGGUGCCUCCUGGCAACCGAACAUGUUUUUCCAGCCGCACCCGCGGGGUAGUCCGCAGAUGCGAGGCGGUCCGCAGAUGCGGGGUGGUCCGCAGAUGCGAGGCAGUCCGCAGUUGCGGGGUGGUCCGCUGUUGCGGAACAGACCGGAUGUUAGAAGAGGCGGUGGUGGGUACUACAACAUGCGAUACCCUAACAGUCCUACCAGACUGCUCCCGGUGGACUGCGAGGCGUCCGCCACUCAGCUGAACGACGAACAAGAUGAAGUUGCGCCGCAACUACCUCUACUCGGUUCCGAAGAAGAGCGACAGCAGAAAAUUACCGAGACGGCGGAUCGACUGAAGCAGAAGCUCUCCUCCCUUAGCAGCGAGGAGACGACGGAUGUCUGGAAGGAGGAUGCGCCGACCGGCGUCGUCGAGGAUGAUGCAGAGAAUAAACGUAUCCCGUUAGUCGGAUACAAAUCAUCUGAGAUCAAUCUGACGUACAAUGAUCUAAAGGACAUUGGAAAAAUAAAUCCUAAUGACGCGAAUAUUGAACUUGAUAACGUGAAUAUGGAACUUAAUAACGCGAAUAUGGAUCUUGAUACUGUGAAUAUGGAGCUUGAUAACGCGAACGUGGAACUUGACACACAGUACACUACAAAUGUAUUUAAUGUUACAAAUAAUAUAAAUAACGAUGUAAUAUUAGGUGAAAACGAAGAUGGACCUCAACUAGAGAUACCCAACGAUCAAGUGACAAAUCUGGAAAAUGUAUCGGAUGAUAAUGAAUAUAUUGAACUGAACAGUUGGGAACUGUCGGCUCAAGAACCAGUCAACAACUAUAAUUUCAUACAGUCAGAUUUACAUGGAGUUAACAAUGUUGAGAGUGAAACGUUAGAAUCAGAUCUUCAGUACAAUACUCCACCAACUAAUAUUUUACAGGAUACACUACAAGAUGACCAGCAACAGGAUGCUUUGCAAGGAAUCGAAAUACUUCCUACAGAGGCUACGAAAGACCCGGACGAAUCUGAAACACCGAAUUUGCAGGUUACCUUAUUUCCAGUUGAUGCAACAGAUCAGGAUACUUCAUGGAAAGACGCAUCGCCAAAUGAAGAGAUACUUUCAACGAAUUUAGAAAUACAGGAAAACGUCUCGAAUGUUUUACAUGCAGAAAGUUCAAACGGUAGUAAUUAUAUGUCGACACAACCAGUCCUAGCUGAUGUGCCGGUAAAUAAUAUCAUGUUAGAUAGCCAACUGCCACAGAUGAAGGAGAACACUUUUCAUAGCGGUCCACCAACACUUUCGCCGCAUAUCGAGCAGGAGAAAUUGCCCGUUGAUUUCGACCCUACUACUCCACCGCCGAUAUUAUUAAAACAAGAUCAAUCACGUAUCUUGCCUCUGUAUCCAGUACCGUCUGAUUUACCACCGUUAUUCAAUCCUUCGGAACCACCGCCAAAUAUGCAAUGUUUGCUUGGAUCCCAUGAAGACGCAAAUCCUCCAUGGAGUAAUGCUCAAAAUCCGAUACCUCCCACUUAUAACAACAUAGAAGUUCAUAUGGGUUUAAAUACAUGCGGAGGAUUUAUACCUCCACAGUUACCACUAGAAAUAGCCAGUCCAGGUAACGUUUUUAUGCCACCUCCUAUUGAGCCAGUAAAUUUUUGCCCGGUAUUUCCUAUGCCGGCAACCGGACAUUCCGACAUCAAUGCAUAUGUUCCACCAGAAUUGCCUCCAAUGCAUGCGGCGCCUCCUAAUACUUACGUAUCUUCAUCUUCCCUACCGAAACUCUCUCUGCCUUCUAAUUUACAUUGCAGUGAGAACAAAGACGAUGGUUUGGAUGACAUGCAGGAAGCUUUGAAAUUUGCAAAGGAAAUGGCAAGUAUAACGGGAAAGUCGGACGAGGAAUCCAAGACAAGUUCCAAAUCUCUUUCCGAAACUAGUACUUCAAUUAAUCCUAUUAGUUCUGUAGAGUCUAUAGCUUUACCUCCAGGGAAACCGAAAGCCAAAACUAACAAGCUAAAAAGACCAAGCAAAGAUGACAGCAAGAAAAAAACAGUAUCUGAGGAACCAAGUGCGGUUAACCGUCUGUCAACAGAGGAACCGAUACAGGAUGUAAAUGUGAGAUCCAAGGAUGUCGUAUUGCAGGAACAAGAUCGUCCUAAAGUAGCAUUUAAUUUGAAUAACAAAACGAAAAUAGUAAAUACUAAAGCAGCAUGGAACGAGAAUAAUGAGAAAAAGAAUGGAAUGACGCAAUUUGUGGAAUCGGAAAAAACACACGCAGCAUAUUCGAAAACUAAAAAUUUGGAAGAUACAAUGAGACGUAGUAAAGAAGAAAGGAAAACUUCGAAGAGACAUGAAAAUAAUUUUGAAAAUGUAGCAUUAUCUGAACCGAUUACGAAUCAAGAUACUGCAUUGCCUCGUAAAAAGUCACAGAGGGACGUCAAUACAGAAAAAUCUCAACACUCUAGCAUUUCACUUCAUCCGAAAGUCAACGUGCAAAAGUCAAGGAGUCGUGUAGAAAAGAACGAGAAUUCUGACAUGGAGACUAUGUGGAAGAACAAGAUUAUCAGCCGAUUCUUAAAAAUGAGUCAGAACGAUAUUUUCAACAUGGUGAAUAAUACUAGUCUUCGGAAAUUUGAUAUUAUAAUGAAGCGUCUAGUCAAAGAGAAGAAACAUACGUUAUCCUUGGAGAUGAGGCAUGCGCAGGACGAAAAGAUGAAAUUGUACGACCAACAGGAAUUUAUGAAGCAAUUGAACGCGAUGUUGGACAAUACUACUGUGUCCGUUCAAGAUCUGCCUUCGGAGUUUAUUCAUCAUUUAAACGAGGUAUUGCAAUUAGAUGUGCAGCCAGACAUUCAGGCCGAGCCCGCAAUAGCUUCGAGUAGUAGUCAAUUGGAAGAUGCCCAUUUCGCAUCGGAAGAAGCGGCCCACUUGUUCAGUCCCAUAUCUGACACAGAGUACGCGGAUCAAAUAAUAAAUGAAGUUAGUCAGGAAAGCAAAAGCCAAAGUCAGGAAUAUGUAAAACCCAGAAGUCGCACAACGAGAACGGCGUAUAAAAAGGAUGUGCCAACAUAUAAUACUAGCAUUAACGAUUUUAGUUUGAGAGAUGAUAAUUGUAAUACUGUUGCAACUGACGCUUCAAAUGUUAGCCGUGACUUGUUAGUAGUAUCUCUACAACAUGAUUUAGAUAAUAUAUUUUCAGAAGUGAGAAAAAAAAAUCAAAAACCUGCAAUAGCAAAGGAACGUAAGCGUGCCAGUAUGGGACAGCAAAACGUAAAGAGAUUUGACGUCGAUAUUUCGAGAAUCGUAGAGAACGAAGCAGUUUUUGAAGAUGAUAGAGCAUACAGGAUGGAGAAUUACUCGUAUUGGGACGAGAGAUGCGAUAGAUGGAAGAGAAAGGAACGGGAAGAUCCGUAUGCGUACAGAAAUCUUACCAAAGAAGAAUGGGAAGCAAGAUACGGAACGCAGGCAAAUGUAGCACCUUCUGUUAAUAUAAAACCGACACCAUCUGUUAAUGUAAGACUAACGCCUUCUGUUAGUACAAAAAGAAUCGAUGUUAACAACAGGAGAUUAAGAGGACGUGGUAAAAAAUGUUAUCCGCGACGUCGUCAUUCAUCUGAAUCUUCGAAACAUCCGCCAAACACGAGACACAGAACAUUGGAAAAAGAUAAACAUAAAAAAUCUAGACGACAUAGCGACGAUAGAAGACAUAGUACAGAAUAUCUAGAACAGAAUAUUAAUCCCGAUAGUAACACUAGUAGCAGUAGCACCAGCAGUAGUAGUAGCAGUAGCACCACAAGUAGCACUAGCAGUAGCGAUAAUACAAACGUUACAAAACUGUUGAGGGUGAUAAAAGAGAAUGAAAAGGUUGCCAAGAAGAUGACAUUGAACGAAGCGAUAAGAGACGAGGUGAAUGCCGAGAUUGAGCGAGAGCGAAAAUCAAAGAAGUCGCGAAAAAAUCAUAAAAGCUCCAAGAGUCGAAAGCACAGAAAAGCACAUAAGAAAAAGAAGAGGCACAGCAAGAAAUCGAUGAGCUCCUCUGAUUCUUUCUCGGAGAGAGAUGAAGAUGAAGAAGAUGGUGAAGAAACGACCGAUAGAUUGUUGAUGGAACACGAAAUUAAGAAGGAAAUAGAAAAUCAGAUCACACAGGAAGUGAUUGUCAAAGAGGAAUUGGACAUUGGCCAAGAAGAGACUAUCGGAAACGCUGAAUUAGCAGAUGCUUCGAAUGUUAUGAUCGCGAGAUUCGAAGAAAAUAAGACGGUAAAUUCGCUCCCCACAUCGAGUAGACUAUCAGAAUCUCCUUCAACACAAGAACUUCCACUGUUAACUGUCAAUGCUACGCAACUAUAUGUUGAAGAUAGACUGCCGACGGCUUCUCCGACGCAGCUAAAGACCAAGGCGCAGCUAAAGCAGAUGCCGGAAGCAUCCGAUAUGAAUGAUAAAGUUUCCUCGAAUGUAUUGACUUGCAUACCGGAAGAUUGUCGUAAGCUUAAUCCGAAUAUCUCUGAAUGCUCGGAGAACUUGAACGAGCCUUGUCAAAAACUCGACGCCGGCUGUAGCCAAAAUAAAGCUGUUUUGUCGACAAACGACAAUUGUGCCAAUCAACAAACUAAAACGAACAAGGAUGCCGGGCUAGUAUCGUGCGACGAAACUAAUAAGAAUACAAUGCCGCAACAAUCGGACGCACCGGCAUGCAAUUCUGCCGAAACGACUCUCAAAGACGGUAAUGAAACUUCAGCUGAUAAAGAUAUAUCGAAAGUAUCAGCGACAGCUGAUACGUCAGCAUCGUCGGCAUCGAGUAUUCCGCCUGUGAGCACUACAACUCCGAAGCAGGGUACCAGUAAAAAGAUCGACAUAAAGACGUACUACGAGCGCACGAAAGAACGUCGCAAGAGCGAGAAAUUAGAAUCGAAGAAGCCCGCAGAAAAUCCCACAAAAUUGAUGCAGAAUUUACCUGCACCGAAAACUACAGAGCCAGAAAUUGCAGUGAGCAAACCUGCAUUAUCCUUGAUACCUACAUACAGCGGUUCUAUACAAGAUCCACGAAUUGCAGCAAGAUUGGCGAACGCCAAUAUUAAAAACGCAACAAGUAGUAAAAUCGAUAUUACGCAGACAGCAACGGGAAAGAACGUUCAGCAAAAAGAAAAGCGGAUGACGAAGGAAUCUACGAUCGCUGAAGUAGCGCCGAGAAGCUCUGAAGAAAAUUCAAAUCGCAUCGUCAAGAGCGAUAGCGUCGUUGAAAAAGUUAAUCAGGAUAAAUCAAAGGAAUCUACAAUCGCCGAAUUAGCGCCGAAACGUCCUAAAGAAAAUUCAAAUCGUAUCGUUAAGAGCGAUGGCGUCGUUGAAAAAGUUAAUCAGGAUAAAUCAAAAAGUAAAACGUCGCUCGGCAGUAAAGGUAUCAACAUAUUAUCCAACGUUGUUAUAAAACCAGCUGAUAAUACAACGUCGAAAUCCAAGAGAGCGAUUAAAGAUGAUGCAACAGAUAAAUCACAGAGUCAAGUUUCAUCUGAUCCUAAGCGAUUCAAAAACAUUCGAUCGGAAGGUAGCAAGGAGUUGAAGUUAAAGAAGGAAAUGGCGAAGGAACAGAAGGCGAAAAAGAAAUCUGCGGCAACGCCCGCUAAUUUGGCUUCGACAAAAGUAUAUUUUCCUUCGAAAGAGGUGACAAAGACAGAAAAAAUGCCGCAAGAAAAGAAGAUCAGUAAUAUCAGCGAUGCAAACAAAAUCGAAAUUGAACGGACGCAAUCGACAAGUUCUCGCGAAAAUAAGGUAAAUAAUAAUAAUAACGCGAAGACGGAAUCGGCAACAGUUUCCUCAGGAAACGCUGAUAACGAGUUAACGCAUAUCGAGAAGACGAAACUUGCGAAUUUAGAAAUAAAUGAGCGUGGAAACGCUGAAAAAACUACGAGCAAUGUAGAAAGCGGCGAUGCGCGUGAGCAUUCGUCAAAGACGAUGCGAAAAGAAAAAACACAUGGCAUAAAACGUACGAAGAACACGGAUAAAAAGAGUCAAAGUGCGCGAGAAAUUUGUAAAGUCGCUCCGGAGCUCGAUGUACCGACAUCUUCCGAAAGUGUCCCGCAUGUUCCUGAAAUUUCAGAUAAAGAUGAAAAAAUGAAUAAAGAAGAUCUAUCUACAUCCACUGAGAUUCGGCAAUUUGACACGAAAAAUACGGAGCUUCCGCCGAAUUAUGCGGACGAAAUUGAAAAAUCAAGCGUUGAAAAUGAAAUGGAAAGUUCACUCAAGCGUGAUACAAACGAAUUUGAUGUGACGGCGUCUCGAUUAGUCAGCGUCGAUAAAGAAAGUAAGGAGGAUAAUCUCUUAAUAAAUAGUAAUAUCGAAACCGAUAACAUUAAAGAAAAUAAAGUCGAAUUAGAUGUGCCGAGUGAUAAAUCCGCGAAUGAGAACGCCUCUUCGCCGGCUGCGAAAACCACCGAGCCGACUUCGGUUUCAAAUGAAAAUUCGCUGGAGCAGCAGGGUGCGGGAAACAUCGUUUGUUCUCCCGAGAGCACGGGUAGUCCGUUCAAGGGCUUUCUUCAGGAGAGCAUGAUGGAUUUCGAACAAUCUAAUCUGUUCAAUCUCGACGAGAUAGACGACAAUAAGAAGAGCAAGAUAUUCUUAAACGAAUGUAACGUGAAUUAUGUUAGCGCUGACAAAAAUACCGCUGAUAAGAUCGUAGAACGACAGGAUUACGAAACGCUCGAUUCCGGUACCGAUUACGCUAAUGGUACGAAUAUCAGCGUCAGUGAGAAUUUUAACAUCGCUUUCCGUGACACCCUACUUGCUUCAGAUAAGGAAUGCACGACGAGCGAGAAGAGCGAUAAGUCCGACUCGAUACCCGUGGAUGAAUGUAGAGAGCGUCAUGUAACAAAAGCCUCUAGCGAGAUAACGAGCACGUUGCACGAUGAGGAUAACGGUAUUAACAUUGAUGGGGGCAGCGAAACGGAAAGGCAGUUGCUAAGCAAGGAGGGACGCUAUGCCACGUGCUUGGCAAUGAAAGAGUCGAUGUUUAUUAACGAGGAAGAGAUUAUUCAGAGUGACGCGCGCUCGAAAGAUCUGACGAGCAAGCUCAAAACCACGACCGAUCCCAGUCUGUCCGACGCGUUGGAGGCGAACUCGGACGACGCGUUGCGCCUGCCGGAGAGUCAGAGUGUAGAACACCUCGUGGACCUGGAAACGAACAUAUGCGCGGAAAAGGCGCCCUGCGACAAACUGCCAGGCUUCGAUUCCGACGAGCAUCUGGACAACGAUAUAUUCUAUCUCGACGAUCGUCUACAAAGCACUGCCACGUUCGAUAACAAGGACGACGAGUCCGACGUGCACUUCCCUGUCGAACAGCAGAUCGCACAGUACGACAUCACACCGGAAACAGCGAUGAUCGUGCCCUGCGCAGAUCUAUCACGUGGCGAGCCGUCGAGAGCGCCGGAGUGCGCAUACAACAUGAAACAGCAGCCGCAACACAUUUCGGCGGGAACCGGCGCUGGCGGCGACGUCGACGAUUUGCUCGCGGGAAUGUCGACGGAACGAUCGCCGUCCGACAUGCCGAGAACGUUGAAUAUCCCGACGAAGGCCGCCCUGAAGGAGGCUGCGACGAGUCUCUUUCUGAAAUCGGUGAGUAACGUGUCGACGGCGAUCGGUAAGGAAGCAUCGUUCGAAGUGUUAGAAAAGACGCAGCACAUCGAGGCGGAUUCGAAUUAUCAAAUCGUGGCUUACCGCGUAGAACAAAACAGUGUGAAAAAACGGCCGUCUCAAGAGGCUCGAAACAAUGCGACCCCCGCUACCGUCGCGCAGGACGUCGAGAACGUAAACAUGAUCACGUCGACGCCAAAGAACGCGUGCGACGGGCCGUCUCGUAAAGUUGCUGAACGCGAGCACAAGCCACCAGCGGUGCCUUCUUUGAUCAAUAUCAAAAACCUGUGCGGCGGUGUGCAACGUAAUCCAGUUGUGGAACUGAGGAAGAUGAAAGAGCUGGAUGAACUGCUGGAAAAGAAGGGUCUGUCGACAUCUCAAAACACUUCUGAGAAGGUGACGGAAAGUGUUUACGAAGAUCCAAAGAAACGUAACGGGACGAUUUUGCACAAGCUGAAAGAUCAGCGGCGUAUGAAGUACAAGAGAGCGUCGAGAAGAAAUAGUUUGACGAAGAGACUCAAGAAGAUGAAACGAACCGAACGAAGGUCGUUCGCCGCCGGUCUCACGCGAGAAGCCGUUCUGACUAGAAUGAUGGAAAUCGAUAUCGAGAUGCACAAACUGGCGUCGGAGAAGCUCAAGUUGCACGAGAUGUUGCAGAAUAAUUUUCCGACGGAAAAUUCUAUGGCGACUAGCGGCACGAUACCGACAACGACAGAGGACGCUACCGUUUCCGGUCAGUCCGUAACACCGUCGGCGUUAACGUCUCCGACAUUGGUGCAGAACAAUGAGGUAAACCGCGCUAAGCACUCACCUUCGUCGAAAUCGUCGCCGAGAAAGAGAGUCUUGCCUCGCGAUUCGGAGGACGAUGAGGUUGUACGAGAUAUAGGUUAUACGAGAUCGAAAACGCCGGUAAUCAGGUGGAAGAAGAAGCCGCGGCUGAAUGAGGUAGUCAGACAGGAGAAAGACGAAGGGAGGGAGGUCCUCGACGAGAAGACGGAACGGCAGACCUCAACAUCUCCCGAUAAAAAGGUAGAAAACUGCUCGACUGAUGUAAUUGAAGAUAUAGUUCGGCAACCCGAGUCGACCGCUGCGAUAGACGAUAAGGCGCGAGAGGAGGAAGCCAUUGGUAAGCCAAACGAGGAGAUUGCUCGUGAUAUCGAUUCGAGCCAUGCUGCGAUCUGCUCGGAUAAAAGUGCAGCGGACAAGGGCGUGGAUGAUCGUCCGGAAUGGCGAGAUUUUGCUCAAGGCGAGACGGACCGUACGAAACGAUCUCUUGAUUUCGAUGAGCAAAACGAUGAACCGCCGAGGGAAACGGCGAGGACAAAUUCUCAGCCGUCGAACAGGCAAGUGCAUGACACACCGAAAUCAUCAAAUAUAUAUUCUGACGACGGCACGUGGGAUUCCCCGAAGCAAAAUACCGCAUCGGAGACGCACGAGAAAGCAACGGAGAAAGCAACGGGUCUCGCCUUGCUGGACGAGUCUCUUAAGAAGGAACAGGCCAAGUCGCGGAAAAUGAAAGCGAUCGUGCGCAAGAAAAAGAAGCAGCAGCUAGACAACUUCCUGAAGUCGGUCAACAAUCUGACGACGGAGGAGGAGGAGCUGCCUUUGACGAAAUUGUACAUCACGAAGCUGCAGCAAAAGCGAGACUUGCUCGACUCGCUCAGCCAGAAGAAGGAAAACGUAGAAGUCGUCACUUCGAACGACCUUCAGAACGUGGCCAUGACGGAGGACAAGGUGGACGAUCCUUACGAACCGCAAUUGGAAACGCGAGCUCCCGAUAACGCUCCAGCAACGUCCGGUGCCUCUCCUAUACUUCAAUCCGACAAGCAUCAAUUUUACGUUGACGCUGAAGCAAACGCCAAUUCGGAUUGGCCAUGUCGAGAAAAGGAAAACCCAGAAGAGAUAACGGUGCAGCAGAACAGUAACGACGUAUCUGCCGAUGGAUCGAAUCACGUUUUUAAAGCUGUGACUCAGGACAAAGUACCCUUCUACGAGGAACGUAACGUGGAACCUGAUAGUAGCAUCACCCCUGAAGAAACUCUAUUGGAGAGCCAUUCUUUAGACCCUGAGCACGACCAUUCGAAGGAUUCCAACAAUGUCACGUCACACUUUGAUAUUAAAGUAUCUGUGCCUAAAGUUUUAACAAAAGAUGAUCUUAGCCCGAGUCUGUUGCAGAAAUCGAAUGAUACAGAGGGUGGUGUCGUGGGCACUGGUCUGGUUGAUUCUACGACUAAUGCAUUUUCAGUUAAUUCUGAGAGAUUGGAGGAUAAGGAUAAGAGUUCGCAAAAUACUUCACAAGUCGUGGAGGAAGUCGAGAAGGAUGAGAAAGACGAAAUUAAAGAUAAAGACGCGAUGGACGCAAACGAAGGAGAGGAGACGAUCGAUAGCGCAAGUAAUGCACCAUCUGCGCCGCAAUCUACCAUUGCCAAGUCCGGAUCUUCCGCUGUUACUGAGAACGAGGAAUCAGGUGACAGCAUUGUAUCCAACCAGUCUGCUAAGGCAAUAGUAAAAAAUAUAGCGCAUGAUUCCGAUUCUACUUUAGAAAAGACGGAUCUGAUACAGAAAAAAUCGAAUGCUGAAUCCGAGCAGCCCUCGAAUGACGCGAUUGAUUUGAAACAAGAUAGUCAAAGCGUAAAUAACGUGGUCGUCACAGAAGAUAAAAGUGAUAUCGAAAACAAGUCACAUACAUUUGAGAAAAUCCUGGAUAAUGAGCAAAGCACCAGUAGUUCCGCUCCGGCUAAUCUAGAGAACGAAAGAUCGGAAGAAUCCAACGAAGCGUUUAUCGAACAGCCCAGUCUGGAAGGCGCUUCUACCUUCUCGUUUGAUAAGACAACUGCGAAGGGCGGAGAAACGAGCAAGAAACUUCGUCCUAAAUACACCAGCUCAGCGCCGGUUCGGAGAAGCACCAGAAACUCCAAUGAAAACGUUAAGUCUAGUAAAAUAAAUGAAGUCGAUGUUAAUUCGAGCAACAGUGAACGCUCUUCACGAGAAGCGAGCAUUGUUCACGAAAGAGAAUUAAUAACGCGAAGCAGAAGCAAAUCCCCUUUGCCGGCAACACGCGAAAUUGCAAACAUUAAGAAGAUUCGCGUUGCACAAAAAACGAAAAAUACAAGUAACCAAAAGGUUGAUGCUGAAUCUGAAACAAAGAUCGAAGAUGUAGUUAAACGCCUCGAAAAGACUGUAGACUCCACAAUGUCGAAUAAGAUUACAAGAAAGAGAAAACGACACACACAAUGGCAAAUGAAAAACUGCAAAGUGAGAUUAGUCGAUUGUAAAUCUGUUGUUUUUAAAUAUAUUGGAUCCAAGGUUGUGAGCAGCCUUGGAGUAGUUGCCAACAAUCCUUGUGCACCGAGUGAUGACAUGCGUGCCACAUAUAAUCAAAAUGUGGCAAUAAUUCCUAAUGCACAUUUGAAUAAAAGUUUUCUAGUAGAUAUGUCCUUUGAUGAAAAACAACCCGAGGUUAAAGUUCUAGAAGAGAAGGUGUUCAAGGAAAGUAGCAACAAAGAUCUCGCUCAAGAAUCUGCUUCACAUGUAGCAGAAAUUGACAAAUUGACGGAGAUGCGGUACACGGUUCACAAAGGCCCUAUUUUAGACAUCAAGGUUUUUGGGAACUCUUUCCUAGCAGCAAGCGAAGACGGUAAAAUAUACAGAUAUAGUCAGAUGUCUAAUGGAAUAUUGAAUAUCUAUAAAGGUCACAAAGCUGCAGUUACGUGUCUGUAUAUUUACAAGUCGGAUAUUGCGGGAAUUAACAAAGAUCUUAUGUUUUCUGGUUCCUUGGAUGGCACCUUACGUUGUUAUGAUAUAAUGACUGGAGCAGUGAUAAUUGAUCCGGUAACAAUAAACAGUCCGAUACUGUGCAUGGAUCAAUCAUGGGGGUUGGUUUUUAUGGGAACUAAAUCUGGCCUUAUCUCGCGUUUCCAUAUCAAGGCUAGUGCAAUUAAAGGAGAGAAUACUCAGGUUUCGGAUAAAUCUGUAUUUGCGCUUAAAGCAACGAAUGAAGGCCCUCGAAAAAUCCUUAUUGUAGCAAGUCGAAAUCAGCCGAUAUCUAUACGCGAUGCACACACUGGUUUGUUUCUUCGUACGAUUAGUGGUCAGACGGAUCUUACGGUUUACAGUUUAUUACUUCAUAAUAAUUUACUCUAUUGUGGUACAAAGAGCACAUCCAUAAACGUUUUCGAUUUUACGACGGGUGAACAAGUAGUUAAAUAUCAUGCUGGUCAGGGUACUGUAUGUAUGCGGCUUUAUAAGCAACUACUCUUUGCAGGCUGUUACAACGGGUUUAUUUAUGUUUUUGAUACAAAGACUCAAAAAUUAGUGUGUAGCAUACAUGGUCCAGGGAAUAAAAUGGUAUUAAGUAUAGAGGUUGUAAAUAAUAAGAUUAUAGCAGGAAGUAAAGACAAGCCUUUGCUUAUGUGGCAAAUGCCGACCCAAGUGCGUGCCUUACUUUAAACAAUGUCGUAGCACGCUCAGGAAAUUCUCUAUUUCAAAAAUAAUUGGAAAAGCAGCUGAUAAAUUAAUGACACAGCGAUUGAAUAAUAUUAUAUAAAUGUGUGAAGCAAGAAACUUAUAAACCGAAAUUAUAACUUAAAAAUAUAUGCUUGCAUAUUUUCUAACUUUUUCACUAUAAAUAGCAUCAAGUCAUCAUUACAUUUUCUGUGAGUGCAAAUCAUCUUUAUUUAUAUCAUAUAUAUAUAUAAUAAUUGCUUAUUAUAAAGCAACAAGAUGCUAAGUAAAAUAAUUAUAAUUACAGCUACAUAUUGUGCAACAGUAUGUAAAAACUAUUUAUAGUGAGAAAGCAUCGACACCAAAAUUAUUCGUUAUUGAUUAUAUGAAAGAUUACAUAUCUGUAAUAUGUGUAAAGUGUAUAUUUGUAAAGAUUUUAAACUGAAAUAAUGCAAUAAUGGAAAUUAUUUUAUGCAUGCUUUGCACACAUGAAAUGAUUAAGAAAAUUUUCGUAACUUUGUAAUCAAUCGAAAAUGUAACAUUAAUACACGCGUGAAAACAAAUUUUAUGUCAACACACGUCAACAAAUUAAUGAGCUGUUUAAGAAUUGAGACUGGUAUACUCAUCAUUGAGAAUUCAUGCAGAAUACAUGCCAUUCAACAGUUUAUAUAAAACUCUUGGUUAAACAAUACUUUGUUCCUUGUUGGCGUUUCGCGAAGAUUUGUUGCUCUGUUGCCUGUUCCUAAAAAGCCUAUAUGUCCUUAAAAAGAUCUUGUUUAUAUUAAUGACAAUCACGCUUCAUUUACAAUUUACUUUGCGUUUUAAUAGAAACAAAUACACUUUAUCAUCCUUUAAUUUCUAUUUUAUUGCAAUAGACGUUAGCUAAUGUAAAUAAGAAAUUGUACCAAAAUAUAUGUAAUGAGCCAUUUAUAAUCUAAUCAGAAAAUCAAUGUGAAAUUAAAGAAUAGAUAAUGUAUAUGUUUGUGUUAUGUAAAAAGGGAUGGGGGGGGGGCAAAUAAGAGAACGUUACAUUUAAUAAAUUCUAAACUUGUAGGCUGAUACGUUUACAAUUUACUACUAUAAUAAACACAUGAUUACUGUAUUUAUUAUUACAUAUGUAAGUCUUAUUGUACAUUUAUUAUGUAUGCAAUAUUGAUAUUUACUAUAUGCUAGUUAUAAAAAA